Molecule: messenger RNA, 1495 nt
Organism: Loa loa (African eye worm)
Lineage: Eukaryota; Metazoa; Nematoda; Chromadorea; Rhabditida; Onchocercidae
Exons: 7
Coding region: 1-1491 (496 amino acids)
Source: RefSeq, a predicted model, not a curated record
AUGGCUAUAUUAAUAAUGCUCACCGUUCUUGUAGUAAUUUUUCCGCCAUCUAAAAGCCUAGAACCAUUACCAAGGCCAACUAGAUCACAAGACUUGGGACUGCUUAAAGAUAAAUAUGAAGUGCAAUCUGGUAUCAGACAGUCCUUACUGGAGGAACUGAAUAAAUUUCCGGGAGAAAAUUCUGAGAAACUGGUAAUGCUUAGGCCAAACAACAUAUACCAAGAUUAUUCACAAAUAACUGAUGAAAAGCAUCAGAGAGAACUAAUACUUGGAGAUCAGUAUCACGUAUCAGAGAUUCAGCCAAAUAAUCAAACAACUUUGAUAAUCUCUAAAACGAGCAAUCGAACAGAGAUGAAUGCAAAAAUCUCACAAAAAAGUGCAGAAAUUUUGGAUGAGUGGAAGCAAAUACGCGAAAGACGAUUACGUUUCUAUAAGGCAUUCCGGAAGAUUCAGAAUUUACGUCAUGGAAGACAAAAGUAUAAUGAGGACAACAGCACUAUGAAUAUAAACAGAAUUGUUGGUGAUAUCCACAAGACAUCAAUGUUAAACGAUCGACGAAAGAAAAACAAAGGAAGUUUGAUCGAUCCAGUUCGUUGUAUUACUACUGAUGUCACAUUUAACGACUGGGAAACGUUUAUCACUGACUACGGCAAAGUGAUGCCACAAUACAAUCGAAGACGUGCAAUAUCAAGCGAAAUCACCGACAUAAACAGCAUGAGUAAUCAGUUUUUGAGGGCAAAUGAAUCAACCAUCAGUAGCCCAUUUGAAUAUGAUACCCGAGUCAGGAAAAUGCAGUCAUCGGGAGUUGCACAGAAUCCACCCGACUAUCAACAGCUUGUAACAAAUUUGAAUUCCGCGCACCAAAUGGUACCUAGCGAAGCCGAAGCAGCUGAACGUCUUCCGCCACCUCCGAAUCCAAAAAGUACAGAAGCAUCGGUACACACCGUGAAAGUGUAUCCUCCAUCACAGCAGCCUUCUUUAGAUUAUCAGGAGAAAAAUAUAUAUCAAAAUAACGUUCCGGGCAAAGGAAAUUAUCAGAAGUACGGUGAUAGAUAUGGAGGAAUUGCAGGCUUUGAACAACAACCGAUGUUACAGCUAAUGUCCAAUGAUUACAACGUCGAUGCAGCGACAUACAGGCCCGAAGUCAACUCUGAUUGCAUUGAUGAUCCUUGUGAAAUUGAUAAUCCAAACCCACUUGGAUCCAUUGAAGAUGAACGAUGCAACAGUCCUCGUUUGAAACAAAUCAUUUUACAGAACAUCGUUCAACGUGACGCAGAAACAUCGAAGCAGGCUAUCUACAACGUUUGUGAAGCAGAAAUGGAAGUACCAUGUAACGUCAUCUGUGGCACCGGUUUCUAUAGCUACCUUGCUCGAGCUACUCAAUUCUGCCUUGUCUCUACGAUGGAUGUUAGCUGUUAUGCAUUCUUACCUGCUUGUGAUUUCAACUCAAUCCAAAAACGAUGGAUCAAAAGGCAUCGUGCGAAGAUCUGAAAUU